Messenger RNA from Lachnellula hyalina, 1581 nucleotides. RefSeq lists its product as uncharacterized. The annotation marks the transcript as partial. NCBI's taxonomy places the organism in Eukaryota, Fungi, Ascomycota, Leotiomycetes, Helotiales, Lachnaceae. The transcript has 2 exons. The record is from RefSeq and is a predicted model, not a curated record.
GCGAGAAAUGCUUCUUCCACCAUGCCAGCUACUCUCAAGCUCGAUAACGGGCAGCAUAUUACAUACGAGUCGGCCAUCAAGAAAGAUGAAAAUAUCAUCAAUGAAGCGACAUACCCUCGAGCAAGGAAACAGCUCUUUCAGAAGCUAUGGGAUCAGCGUGCAACCAUCCAGGCAAUUAUCCGGCAUCACCUGAGACUGCGCAGUGAAGAUGCUUGUAUUGUCGAGGACCAGUGGAUUCGUGGGAACUUCAAUGUGUGUAUACCUGUGGAGGUUAGGUCAGCUGGCUUCAAUCAGAAACUUAUCUUUCGCUGUCCUAUGCCACACAAGCUUGCUGAAGCCAUAUACCCUGGCACCAUUGACGAAAAGCUCAGUUCCGAGGUGGGAACCUACGUGUGGAUGCAGGAGUAUUGCCCUGACAUCCCCAUUCCACAAUUAUACGGCUUUGGCUUCUGUGACAAUCGACACUUUACACACGAGAAACAAAUGCCUUUCUACAUCCGCUUCUGGCGCCGGCUCCAGCGAUCACUCCGCAAGUACCUUCGAUACCCAACUCUGUCUCAAUAUACUUCCAACCCAACUGGCGAGCGCCUGCCUACUGCAUAUAUGCUGUUUGAAUAUAUCGGUCCCGAAACAGGCGAACUGCUAUCAGACACAUGGAAUCAGCUACGAGAAGACCCAGUCCGGAGGCAAAAUCUCUUCCGAGGCAUGGCGCGCUUGAUUCUGUCUUUGGCUCGUGUUCCCCAGCCUCGAAUAGGCUCAUUCGAAUUUCAUAACAACGGCACUAUCACACUGACAAACCGACCACUGUCUUGCUCCAUUAUUAUAUUGGAAAAUAAUGGCGCCCCGAGAACAAUAUCGAAAAAUGAGACAUACACUUCUACGGAGCCUUUUGUUGCAGAUAUGCUUACAUUCCAUGACGACUUUUUUCUCAGCAAUCCACGCGCUGUUUCAAGUAUGGGAGACUGCCUUGGACAAAUGGCUUCGAAAACAUUGCUCAGAGCAAUCUCGCAUCACUAUAUUCGGCGCGAAACCCGCAAUGGGCCGUUCCGUCUUCAGCUUACCGAUUUCCAUGCGAGUAACAUUUUCGUUGAUAAAGACGGGAAUAUCACAUGUCUCAUUGACCAUGAGUGGGUUUGUGCGCUACCUACCGAAAUGCUUUCCGUUCCGUAUUGGCUUACGGGAUGCGCCAUUGAUGGGAUGACGGACGAGAAGCUUCGUGAGUUCGAAAUAGUUCAUCAGGAGUUUAUGAAUUUAUUUGAGGAGGAGGAAGUCAAGAGCAUGCUAACGAAACCGCCUGCGAUAACACCAAUUCUGCACGACGGCUGGAGAUCUGGAGCAGUAUGGUUCUGGCAUUGUAUUACGUCCGUAAAUGCCGCGUGGUCUCUGGUCGAAGAUCAUAUCGGUCCUAGAUUUGUUCCUAUCUCUACAGAUACCGAAAGAAUAUUUUCACAGUAUUGGUGUCAGGGAUCUUCUCAGGUUGCUGGGAGAAAGAUCGCUGAGCGGGAAGAGUAUGCGAAACAGUUACAAGUUCUCUUUGACGAAAAGGCAGGCUUUUCUACAAAGGACGAGACUCAUAGCUAA